Octopus sinensis (East Asian common octopus) is the source of this 3252-nucleotide messenger RNA. RefSeq names its product putative amine oxidase [copper-containing]. Bases 887 to 3136 code for a protein of 749 amino acids. Gene Ontology annotation, cellular component: plasma membrane. Lineage: Eukaryota; Metazoa; Mollusca; Cephalopoda; Octopoda; Octopodidae. The record is from RefSeq and is a predicted model, not a curated record. Gene Ontology annotation, biological process: amine metabolic process. The transcript is spliced from 3 exons. Gene Ontology annotation, molecular function: copper ion binding; primary methylamine oxidase activity; quinone binding.
AUGACGUCUGUUAUAUAUUCAAUGUCGUUUGCAUUUAAACAAUCGCUAGAAUGCUUUGUGUCACCUCUUACAUCAUCUAAAACAUGAUGUUGUAGAAGAUACUCCCGAAAAGUGUAUGCAAGCGUUAUGACAUCUAAAUUUUCCACUGAGUUUGUCUUAUUAUUGGCGAUGAAUGAAGCAUAACGGCGGUUGUAGUAGUAACAACAACAAUAACAAUGAAAAUAGCCGAAGUCCUCAGGCAAUAAGAUUUAAUAUUUCAAUAAUUCCUAUUAAAUAAAUCCAUUCUCCCUCUAUUUGUUAAAUAUUGACGAGAAAAACAAAAACAAAAAACAAAAACAAAAACGAAAAACACCCACCACCGCAAAAAAAACGAAGAUAUAUAUACAGAAAAGGAAAACAAAAGCAAAAAAGAAAAAAAACUUUGAGUGGAUUUCAGCUAGAAAUAAAAUUACAUAGAUGACUUGGAAUACAUAAAAAUGUAAAUGCAAAUAUUUAGUGAAAAUUUUAUGUUGAAAGUUAUUUAAUAUUAGUUCGGAUUGUAUUUCAUUAUGAAAUAAGUUAUGGAAGAAUAACUUUCGAGAAAUUUUUUUUAAUUGAUAAAUAAAUAGAUGAGGUGAGAUGUAGUUAUGAAAGUACACACGCACACACACACAUACACACACACACGUAAGAACACAAAAACACUUCCACAUCCACAGAAAGAGGAAAUGAAAGUGGAAGGAAAUUAAGAAGAAAAGAACGAAAGAAGUGAAGGAGAGAAUAAAACGAUUCACCCAUUCUCGCACAAAUGUUGAUAUUGAAAUGAUAUUAAGGAAGAAAAGUUAGAAGAUUAAAGCAACCCAAAUCUUCAUCCAGUGACGAAACAAGUAAAGGUUGACCUCCACUUAUGGUUUAUCGCUCGCCGUAUCGUGAAGUAGUACAAGACUUUAAUUGGAGAACAGAAGAUAUGGCCCUGUCUCACACGCUUAAAUUUUGGAGAACGAUAUCUUAUGUUCUGAUCGCAGUUAGCUUGUCGUUAUUAAUUGCGGUGAUUGUAAUCAGCAGUGAAAGAAACUGUUACCCGAGUGAAAAGAAGCCAACUGAGUCCAUGAUAGAGAAAGCUGAGUGGUACAAUGAACUGCUGCCAAAUGAAAUAGAAUUGGUCGUGAAGUUCUUGGAGGAGAGAAGUAAUCUCUCGAUUGUCACUGCAAAGAAAGCUCUUCUCAGUGAUUCAUUUAUUCAUUUUAUCGAGUUGAAAAUGCCAGAUAAAAAAAAUAUUUUACGCUAUCUUAAUGAAGAGACAUAUUUACCAAACCGUGAAGCUAAGGCCGUAAUAUUUCGAGGAAAUGAACCUAUUCCUUGUGUUGAGGAAUAUGUUAUAGGACCUCUUUCGAAUAUUACUUACAUGCAUAAAAUUCGGACCAUCCCAUUUUAUCAACGGCCAAUAACUGUCAUGGAGAUGAAGAACCUGAAGCUUUAUAUUAUAAAAAAAGUUGAAGAUAAAACCAGGGAUUUCUUAUUGAAAGAGUAUGACGCCCUUCCAAUAAGUUGCAUAGCACAUUGUUUGGAAUUUUACAUGUCCCCUGUGCCCGAAGUUCUCGGUAAAUUUAAACGUCGUUUACUCUGGUUAGGGUUUUCUUAUAAAACUAUCUACGAUAUUUCACCUGUAAACUUUCAGUUUGAGGCUGACAUAACUAGUCCAACUCCGUCUGACUGGACUGUCGGUAAAGCUUGGUUUGACAAUAAAAUGUAUGAUAAUCUUACGCAUCUCAUACAGGAUUAUAAUAAAACUUACAACGAAAACACGACUAGAUUUUACCAAAGAACUGUCUUCCAAGAAAAACGUUUCAGUAAUUUCCACAAAUAUGAGCAAAAGGAAGAAUCAUCGGGUGGAAGCGAUUCAAAGAAGUCAUACACAAUAUUAAAACAGUCAACUAUUCAUUAUUUUAAUUGGAAAUUUCAUUUUCAUAUAACUCCGUCGGUUGGCUUACGUAUUCUUAACAUUCGUUAUUGGAACGAACAAAUUGUUUAUGAGAUGAGUCUCCAAGAAAUUGCUGUUUUAUAUUCAGGAUUUAGUCCAGCAGGAAUACUGCUAAAUUUUAUUGAUGGUACAGCCUUAUUUGGUACAAGAAGCAAAGGUCUUAUCGCUGGUGUUGAUUGUCCAAAUCACGCAACCUUUUUGUCUCCUUACAUCUAUUCCUCCAAUGAUGGUGGGAUGAAGAAAAUGGAAAACGCAUUGUGUGUUUUUGACCAGUCCACAAUGGUCCCUCUUAGUCGGCAUAAAUUUACCACAAUGCAUGGAACUUUUUUUGACGCUUUGCUUGACAAAAUUCUUGUUCUAAGAACUGUUGUGACAUUCCUUUCGUACGACUACAUAAUAGAUUAUUUAUUCCAUAAAAAUGGUGCCAUUGAAGUCCAGAUACAUUCUACAGGUAAGCUUUUAGUAACUUCCUACAGCCCCAAUAAAGGUGCAUAUGGGGUACAAAUAAGUAAAACCACCAUUGCUAAUAUACAUAAUCAUUUGUUUCACUACAAAGUUGACUUAGACGUGAAAGGAACAGAAAAUCGAUUUGAAACUUGGAAUUUACAACAGUAUCCAACGCAUGUUCCUUGGGACAGAUUGAUCAAAAAUAAUAAUCACAUUCAGACACGUUUAACUCGUGUUUUAAUUGAAACAGAGACUAAUGCAACGUUUGAUUAUGAAUCAUCGAGUCCGAAAUAUCUGUUGUUUUAUAACAAACUGUCUAACAACGAAUUUGGAAAUCCACGUAGUUAUCGAGUUAUAAUUAACGACGUAUCGAAUCUAUUAUUGCCACGUGAUUACGGAUUUGCAAGGACCGUCAGUUGGGCCUACCACCACAUGAGUGUAACAUCAAGGAAGGAAACUGAAGAGAGAAGUUCUUCAAUAUAUGGCCUGUGGGAUAAUGGUGACCAAGUGGUGAACUUUGCCAACUUUUCAGACGGAGAAUCCAUUUGUGAUAAGGAUUUAGUGGCCUGGAUAACUCUUGGGUUUCACCACAUUCCUCAACUGGAAAAUAUUCCAAGCACGAACACUUUGGGAACAAAAGUCUCUUUUCUCUUGAUGCCAUUUAACUAUUUCGACAAAGACCCGUUGGCAAGCGAGAAGGAUAGAUACUUCUUUCCAGUUGAUGACUGAUGCACAAGAUAGCACACACACACACACACACACACACACACACACACACACACACAGAGCACACACACAUGCAACACACACACACAACGCAUACACAAACACACACACAUGCACAC